Capsella rubella is the source of this 1083-nucleotide messenger RNA. RefSeq names its product two-component response regulator ARR6. Gene Ontology annotation, biological process: phosphorelay signal transduction system; cytokinin-activated signaling pathway. Lineage: Eukaryota; Viridiplantae; Streptophyta; Magnoliopsida; Brassicales; Brassicaceae. The record is from RefSeq and is a predicted model, not a curated record. The transcript has 5 exons. Bases 35 to 742 code for a protein of 235 amino acids.
CCUCUUUUUAUUUUAUUUCUUUCUAACUUAUCAUAUGGUAUAUAUAUCACCCAACCAGAGCUCCAUUUGUUUUCACAUCAUCAUAUCUUUCUCUUCCCAUUAUUCUUCCAAAUCCUCCAAUUUUAUUACAAAACAUUGUCUCAUUCUUCGAUCCAAAUAUUUUAAUUCAAUGGCCGAAGUUUUGCUACCGAGGAAGAUGGAUAUUACCAACGAUCCUUCAAAGUUUGGAUCACCGGAUCUUCUUCAUGUUCUUGCCGUCGACGACAGUCACGUUGAUCGGAAAUUCAUCGAGCGUUUGCUCAGAGUCUCUUCUUGCAAAGUAACUGUUGUGGAUAGUGCGACAAGAGCUCUCCAAUACCUUGGAUUGGAUGUUGAGGAAAAACCCCUCGGCUUUGAGGAUUUGAAGGUUAACUUAAUUAUGACGGAUUAUUCGAUGCCCGGUAUGACUGGAUAUGAGCUCUUGAAGAAGAUCAAAGAAUCAUCAGCUUUUAGAGAAGUACCGGUGGUGAUCAUGUCCUCGGAGAACAUUUUGCCUCGUAUUGAUAGAUGUCUUGAAGAAGGGGCUGAAGAUUUCUUACUGAAGCCGGUAAAACUCUCGGAUGUAAGAAGAUUAAGAGAUUCUCUAAUGAAAGUUGAAGAUUUGUCUUUCACAAAGAGUACUCAGAAGAGAGAGCUAGAAACCGAGAAUGCCUACUCUUUUGAUUCACCUGUUCAAUCACAGCCCAAACGUGCAAAGAUAUGAGCUUUCCGAUACAAAUUCCAUGACUGGAUCUUACAAAAAGCUUUUACUAUAUAGAAGCCUCAAGACUCACUGCACUUGAGCCUACACUGAGGAUUUCACUCCAGCUUAAUGACCCUUAUAAUUUCCAGCCCCUAUGGCUCUUUUUGAUGAUUAGAUUCAAUGGGUUAAUUCAUAAUGUAGUAAUGUAAAUGGUAUAGAGAGGAGUCAAACUAUAUUUUAUUCGUUAGAUCAAUCUUAGCUUUUUUUCCUUACAAGAGAGACUUGUAAGCUGGUUUAAUGGAAGUUAUUAAGAAGAAGCCUCACUCUAUGUGAAUAAAAUGAUUUGUUGGAUAAUCUCAUAA